Molecule: messenger RNA, 819 nt
Organism: Iphiclides podalirius (scarce swallowtail)
Lineage: Eukaryota; Metazoa; Arthropoda; Insecta; Lepidoptera; Papilionidae
Source: the annotation of a GenBank genome assembly
AUGUUGAUUAUAAGCUCGGCUUUUCUAUAUUCUCAAUGUAUCUGCGAGUUACAAACCAACUUCUUUCGCUAUGAUUACAAAUAUUUAGAGGACAUGCGAAGUUUUUAUAAAGUUCACACGGUCAAUAAAACCUGGCAGGAAGCGAAACUAGACUUAAUGGCUAAGGAAGUAUACACUACGGUGAAUGGUGACUCAAUUAAGGAUGUAUAUGGUAAUUGGGCACCAGGUGAACCCAACAAUAGUAAUGGCAACGAAGACUGUUUGGUCCUGAACCUUGACGGAACACUGAACGACGAUCAAUGCAACAAAAGAUAUCCAUUUAUAUGCAAAAAAACCCUCGCCUCCUUAAAGUGGAAUACAUUGUGCAAUGUGCCGGACUUAGAUUAUAGAUACGACGAUGAGCUUGGACGGUGUUAUAAAUUUCAUGCGACAGCUCAAAGCUGGACGGAAGCUGCCCUGGUUUGUGAUAUAGAACAGUCUUACUUAGCGGUUUUGAAUAGCGACGUGGAAGCGAAACAUUUGGCCAAAAUAACAGGAGACUCAGUUGACACCAACAGGGUUACCUCGAAUUUGUGUAACUCCGUUGCAUUGGGAUUUAGUAACAAGGAUAAUGAAGGAUGGAAGACCAUUUUAGGUACAAAAUUAAUUGAGAGUGAAUAUGAGAAAUGGGACGAAAAUCAACCCGAAGAAGGCACUGAACAAUGCGGUUUCAUGUCUUACAAUGGUUUACUAAAGGGUUUGAGUUGCGAAAAUAAAUGCCCCUUUAUUUGCGAACAUGAAAACCCACUGCUCGGGAGUCUGGACGAAAGAAAUGGAUCA